Symsagittifera roscoffensis is the source of this 3445-nucleotide messenger RNA. RefSeq names its product GTP-binding protein 2-like. The record is from RefSeq and is a predicted model, not a curated record. Lineage: Eukaryota; Metazoa; Xenacoelomorpha; Acoela; Convolutidae. The transcript has 9 exons. Gene Ontology annotation, molecular function: GTPase activity; translation elongation factor activity; GTP binding. Gene Ontology annotation, biological process: translational elongation. The coding region runs from base 813 to 2939 and encodes 708 amino acids.
CACACAAUGUAAAGCGUAUUUUCUUGCUUCGGGCCAAAUUGCAUCAGCUAAAUAUUCAGGUGUUUAAAUAAAGGUCAUCCUGUCAUAUAUAAAUACACCUGAGAAAAUUUGCUUUGUAUUUUGAUCAAAUUGCUUGUAUUACUCAGACUGAUUGUAAUAAUUGAUAAAACAUUUGACGAUCAAGACUUCAAGUGUAUAUUUUUAUUUUGAACCAGAUUCGCAGGUACUGCGAUAUAUUUUUUUCAAUCGUCUGGCUAAAUGAAUCUGUAGUAGCACAGAUCAGAAAUCCCUAGCAACUAUGACUUUGAACUAGACUUGAACUAAAUCACUUCAACCGACAUGCGGUGCUCCUCAAGAACACGAACAGAAAACAUCUCGACACAACCUCCGACUACUACAGCAACCGAGCAAGACAAAGUUAAGUGCCAUCCAGUUCCAACCCAAGUUCUGAGGGUACUAGUUUCACCACAAGACGAUCGGACAACAGUAACAACAACAGCAAGACCGAUUUACUGGAAUCAUUACUUCAAAGAGUGCUUCCUAAUACGAAACAUCACAACGUGAAAGAAAAACUGAUUAAUUCAGAAACCACGACGCAGAAAACCCCAUCUACGUUGAAAGAGUUAAAGUCUCCUUAGAAAGAAACUGACAGAAGAAAUACUUGAAAAUAAUAACUAAAUCAUCAUUAUUUGAUCACUACUUGCAAUUCUUAUUUCGAACUUAAUAUUGCAGUACAGCAAUCUUGAAAUAAAAAUAAAUUUGGAAAAGUGUGAAGGAGAAACAAAGAACGUGAACAGAUUGUGAGGGAAAAUAUGGAUGAGUUGAUUGGCUUGUUUGGAGUGAGCGAGGAGGAUGGGAACGAACACAGCUACGAGGCCCAGUUGAUGAGUCACAACGACGACUGUCAGCACCAGGUGCAGCCUGAAGUAGAGGAGGGAAAUGUGGAGUUCAAACUGAAGUUGGUGAACCCUACCGACUCCAGAAUGGAACAUCUGGUCACCCAGAUGAAGUGGAGAUUGCGAGAGGGACACGGAGAGGCAAUUUACCAAAUAGGAGUUGAGGACCGAGGGGCUGUUUUGGGACUGUGUCAGAGUGAGCUGGAUACUAGUCUGGCUACUCUGAACAAGAUGGCUCAGAGGCUGAAUGCGGAUAUAACGACUCUGAGGGAGGUUGUGGUGGAUCCUGUGGCACAGACCAAGGCUGUGGAGGUGUUGGUUCGACAGAUACCAUCUGAUAAACCGUUCAUCGACAUGCGAGUGUGUGUGCUUGGGAAUGUUGACUGUGGCAAGUCUACUCUGGUGGGAGUGCUCACCACACGACAGCUGGACAGUGGGCGGGGCAGGGCCAGACUGAAUCUACUGAGACACCCACACGAGAUACAAACUGGACAUACUUCCAGUGUGUGCCAUGAAAUCAUGGGAUUCGACUCACAUGGCAAGCCCGUGGACUACAGUGUGGUGCGUAACAAGGAGGAGAUCUGUGAGAUGUCCUCCAAACUCAUCACUUUCAUUGACCUCCCAGGCUGCCAGAAGAGUCUGAAGACGACCAUAUUUGGACUGACUGGCUAUUAUCCAGACUACGCACUCAUACUCAUUGCUGCCAACCAGGGAAUAGUGGACACCACACGCGAACACUUUGCCCUCGCUCUAGCACUGAACAUCCCCUGUGCUAUUCUGAUCACCAAGGCAGAUCUUCUCAGCCCAGCUGCCCUGGAGAACAUGAAGGCUCAGAUCAAGAAUGUUCUCGAGUUCCCUGGAGUGGACAAGAUGUGUCUGUUCGUGGAGAAGAAAGAGGACGCGGUCAAGGCUGUGUCUAAACGAUUCAGACCAGAACAAAUUGUCCCAGUGUUUGUGACAUCCAGUGUCAAUGGGCAAGGAAUGGACCUUCUAAAAGACUUCCUUAACAUCUUCCCACAGAGAAAUGUGACCGAAGAGUCUUCAUCUUGCUUGUCAAAUGAUAGAGUGAGCUCCUCUUUUUGUAGUUUUUUUGGCGACGAUGAUGAGGAUGAAGUUAAAGAAGAUGACUGCUUUGAACACGACGAGCCGGAUGCAGAUUUCAAGAUUGACGAGACUUUCAUUGUUCCGAAUGUGGGAUGUGUAGUGGGAGGAAUUCUUCAAAAGGGAGUAAUCCGGAGAGGAGACGAAAUGCACCUGGGACCCUAUGAAGACGGAAGCUUCAGAACUGUGAAAGUGGCCUCUCUUCAUAGGACUGGGAGAGCACCAUGCUCUAUUGUGAGUCAGAACCAAAGUGCAGCCAUAGCAAUCAAACCAAACAACCCGGUGCGAAAAGGCAUGGUGCUUCUGGCAUCUUUCGGAUCCGGCACUGACGAGACCCAACAAAGCAGAGAGAAGACAAUACAUUACAUGAAAAUGGGAUCCAAGCUUGGAUGCUUUAAUUACAUGUCGGAAAAUGGCCAGGCAGGGACGAAGUUCAAAGCGUCGAUGGAACUGGAAGCCGAAAUUCUGAUUCUAUUUCACCCGACAAAGAUUCAACCGAGUUUCCAGUGUACACUUCACAUAGAUAAUAUCGUCCAAUCGGCUGUGAUUAAAAGUAUAACAUUGCAGGAUGGCAUGGAUGUGUCGCCUAAGCGGAACAAAACGGUUUCCCUCGAUGGGAAGGAGAAAGAGUGUGAGAGGAUUGAUGGUUUUGGGGGAAAUGGGGCCCAGUCGAGCUCGCUUCCUAGUGUUUCUAACAUAGACAGGUCUCCUCCUCCAACCGGAAGAACUAGGACAUCUUCUUCCAACGAAGGCGGUCCUUGUUUGUUCACGAACCAGAAGGGCCACGUGACGUUCAGGUUCCUCCGACACUGCGAGUACAUCAGACCAGGCAUGCGGAUCCUUCUGCGCCAGGGAAAGACAAAAGGAAUAGGAAACAUCACCAAAGUUUUUCCUUAUAUACACGGGGCAAAUGUACCCGAAGAUGCAAAUCUCGAGAUGUAAAAGCGCCUAACAUCUUAUUCAAUCAAUAACAAACGUUGGAGCAAAAUUGAUCCUAGGUUUCUACAAAUCUCGAGAUUUAAGGUGGUUUUAACAAAUUGUUAGCUUCAUUAUAACUGGAAGCUGUUUAUGUAGUAUAAUCGGAUCUAUCUCAUUAAUCAUUAAUAUAAAGCUUCACGUGCGUUGUCUCUUGUUCUAAUUCAGUUCAAAUUAGAGUGCAGUAGCUGGCGCUAUUUAACCCUGUUUUCUGGUUUUUAUUUGUAGGUUAGUGUUUUGUUGCAAUUCGAUCUAAUAGUUAAUCACUGUCUCAAUUUGUAAUUUUGGAGCUAAAAUGGCGCUGUUCUCUUGGUAUUUCAGUUGAGCAAUUAUAGUUUUGCUGUUUUAUUCAUGAAAAUUGAAAAGCUGUGACAUUUGGUUUUUAUCGUUACGUUAUGUAUUCUCUUCCAUUAAUAAAUAAUUCGCCGCUAUGAAGUUGUCAUUAUCUGCAACUAAGUAGCUCACAUUUUAAA